Molecule: messenger RNA, 1470 nt
Organism: Corythoichthys intestinalis (scribbled pipefish)
Lineage: Eukaryota; Metazoa; Chordata; Actinopteri; Syngnathiformes; Syngnathidae
Gene: crip2
Product: cysteine-rich protein 2
Exons: 8
Coding region: 124-729 (201 amino acids)
Source: RefSeq, a predicted model, not a curated record
AGCAACCGUUGGCUGAACAGCCUCUCGUGCUGGCGUCGACGUCACGGCACUUGCACUGUGGAUGGAAAAGAAGACACACAACGCUCCCAUUCAACGUCAAAACAUCAAUUUCUCCCUCCAAACAUGGCUUCAAAAUGCCCCAAGUGUGAUAAGACGGUCUACUUCGCCGAGAAGGUAUCGUCGCUGGGCAAGGACUGGCACAAGUUGUGCCUAAAGUGCGACCGAUGCAAUAAGUUGCUGAAUGCUGGCGGACACGCUGAGCAUGACGGAAGACCCUACUGCCACAAGCCGUGCUACGCUGCCCUUUUUGGACCUAAAGGCGUGAACAUCGGCGGGGCCGGUUCUUACGUGUACAACGAGCCGGCCAACAACAACAAAGUGACGCCCGCCGGCGGGGACAGCAUCCAAAAGGAGGCCGAGGAGAAGAAGACAUUCGUCGCCAAACAGCCGUCCAAAGCUGGAGCCGUCACCAAUUUUUCGGGCGAGGCCAACCUGUGUCCCCGAUGUAACAAGAAGGUCUACUUCGCCGAGAGGGUGACAUCACUGGGCAAAGACUGGCACCGGCCGUGCCUGCGCUGUAAGAGGUGCAGCAAGACCCUGUCCGCUGGCGGCCACGCAGAGCACGACGGCCAGCCGUACUGCCACAAGCCAUGCUACGCCGUCCUCUUCGGGCCCGAAGGCGUCAACACAGGCGGCGUGGGCAGCUACAUCUACGAUCCCAUCGAGUGACCCGGCUUUCCUCUUUUUCGCCCCGCCCCUUGCCCCGCCCACUCGCCAUCGGCACCUUCUCCUUCCAGUUUGUUCCUCGUCUUCGCCUUUAAAUGCCAACCCAAUCCGAGUUCCAAGUUCAGUUUUGAGCACGUGAGCACAAUGAAUUCCUGGUGGUUUGGGGCACGGAAAAUACAGGAGAUUGUUACAUUGCCAAGACAACUGUCAUUUUUUUUUGUUAUUGCUAUAUUUAACUCAUGACAAUGUUAUGUUUCGCUUUUUCAACACGUUAGAUGACUCCCUGCCCUCCCAACCUGCAUCGGCACCUACUUCCAGUUUGUUCUUCGUCUUCACCUUUAAAUUCUGACCCAUUCCAAGUUCAAUUUUGCGUACGUGAGCGUAAUGAAUUCCGGUGGUUUGGGAACGGAAAAUACAGAAGACAUGCAUUGCCAAGACAACUGUCAUUUUUUUGUUGUUGUUGCUAUAUUUGACUCAUGAGAAUGUUUUGUUUCGCUUUUUCAAUACAUUAGACGACAAAGUGUUCCAUUUGCGUAGCUCAUAGAGACACUGCUCUGCGUUCCGUUGUUGUUAUUUUAGUAUUUGACACUCAUGAACGGCAGAAAAUGUUUUAGUAUUAAUAUUUAUGGUAGUCACCAUCUGUUUGUGUUUGAUGCCGAUUGUGAUGUCUGUUGUCUAGAUAAGAUGCAAUAAAUCAACACUACAUGGCCAGUGUGUCGUGUGAUAUGAAACUUUUUAUCAUGC